Molecule: messenger RNA, 1995 nt
Organism: Aspergillus welwitschiae
Lineage: Eukaryota; Fungi; Ascomycota; Eurotiomycetes; Eurotiales; Aspergillaceae
Product: putative heat shock trehalose synthase
Exons: 6
Coding region: 1-1995 (664 amino acids)
Source: RefSeq, a predicted model, not a curated record
AUGAGUUCCGCUAGGUCGCCUUUCGACGCAGAGUCCUGGUCUGGGAAACCACUAAAUGUUAUAUACGCUGGAAUUACAGAGCUCGUCUGCGACAAUUCGAGCGGAAGAGUUGCAAUUGCUAUCCGCAAUUUGACAGAUCUGGUCGACUUCCUUGUGUGUACUUGGCACGCUCUGCGUCCAAACGUGUCGGACUAUGCAACCGACACUAUAAUUGCAGAGCUGAAAGACUACAGGGAGAAGAAUACUGAGAAGAUAGUUAGCGCUGCUUUGCAUCAAUCCCUUGUCUAUAGAUGUCCGUCACUAUGCUCGCGACUAUGGAGCGAACUCGAUAUAGUCCCUUUAGUUUUGGAGCAUAAGGAUCGUGAAAGACGACAUGAUGACCAGGGAGAGCUAGCGACGUUUGCCGGGUGGAAUAAGAAGGAGCUCGACGAGCGGGCGGAUUCAAUGGUGCGGAAGUGCAUUCGUUCUUUUGGCAUUGGCCAUGUGCUACAUAAUCAUAUAAAUUUCGACGGGUCGGUGGAUGUCGACAGAGGCUAUCAUGUACACCUUGCUAAUGCGAAAGACUAUGAGAAGACUGUUGACCCUGCUACAUGGUCUAUGGCUCAAUGUUUUGCCCAGGAUCUGAGGGAAAGGGAGGUGAAGGUGGCUUUCUUCAGUAUGACUUGCCAAGGAAAACCAGAUGUUCCGACCAGACAUGCCUUGUCACGGUUCACCAAGAGUCUGGGAGUUCGUAUCAAAUGGUUUGUGCCAAAGCCACGUCCGGGGAUGAUUCCCCUCAUCCGGAAGAUGCAGGACACCCUAGAGGGACAGGGCGAUCCCCUGUCGGAUAUCACCAUCAACGAUGAGCUACUCAUCCUUGACUUUGCAUACGCCAACGCCAGGAGGUAUUGGCUGUGCGAGAAUGGACCGCUUAGGCCCCGUGCGGAGGGAGGCGUGGACGUAGUGAUCAUUGACAGCGCGCCGCUUCUAACAUUGGCAAUUCUUUCUAAGCAGCAAGAUCCUGAGCGGCCUGUCAUAUUUGAGAGCAGCCUCCAGCCCCAGGGAGUCUCACUCAGUGGGACUAGUAGCCCGCAGUCUCGAGCAUGGGACUUUAUACGAACCCGGCUAACCCACGUUGAUUUGGUGGUAUCGCUGCUCCCUAAGGAACUUGCGCCGCGCAUAAUGCCUGAGGAGAAUGUUGGCUACAUGUCAUUCUCCGUGGACCAACUCGAUGGUCAAAACAAACCUCUAACUGACUGGGACGUCGGCUUCUACGGUCGUGAAUUCAGCUCGCUAUGCCGAACGCUUCAAAUGUCCAUCAUACGCUAUCCAGAGGAGCAAUACAUCCUCCACUUAUCCCAAUUCCGACCCGGAGACGGAACACUUUGUCUUCUCCACUCAUACCAGAAGUUCUGCGAUUCCUAUACCAAGGAGCAUCCAGGCCGCCAAGUCCCCAAGCUCCUGAUUUGUCACCGCGGACCCUUCCGAACCCCCGAAAGUACCAUUUUCUACGACGCAGCAAUGUCCCAAAUUGACAGCAGUGAGACCCUAUCUUCUUCCGUCUGCAUCAUCCCAAUUGGAGCCGUCGAUCAAAUGUGGAAUGCCCUACUCACGAAUGCAAGAGCGCUCGUCCAGCUCUCCACGCUGCAUGGGGUCCCCGAAAUGCUUCUCGCAGCUAUUCAGAAGGGGACGCCGGUGGUUGCCGUUCGGGAAGCCGAGCUGUUCCCUUUUGUGCACGAAUCGGAAAAUGCUAUCCUGGUUGACAAGGGGGAUGAGGAGGGGAUUGUCCGGUGUUUCUCAAGAAUUUUUAGUGUUGAUGAGGUCCGUCAGGGGGAAGGGGAUGCGGGGUUUAGGAAGCUGUCUGACUCGAAUACUACGGUUGGGAAUGCGGUCUGCUGGUUGUAUCUGGCGUCGAAGAUGUCGAAGGGGGAUAAGUUUGAGCCGAGGGGUGAAGAUAUUUAUAAGUUGGCGAGGGAGGAGGCGGGAUAUAUUGAGUGUGAUUGGCAUGCAGUGUAG